Messenger RNA from Hansenula ciferrii, 3222 nucleotides. It is a transcript of the gene PIM1, whose product is annotated as ATP-dependent Lon protease PIM1. Lineage: Eukaryota; Fungi; Ascomycota; Saccharomycetes; Phaffomycetales; Wickerhamomycetaceae. Gene Ontology annotation, cellular component: mitochondrial matrix. The transcript has a single exon. The record is from RefSeq and is a predicted model, not a curated record. Gene Ontology annotation, molecular function: ATP-dependent peptidase activity; ATP hydrolysis activity; ATP binding. The coding region runs from base 1 to 3222 and encodes 1073 amino acids. Gene Ontology annotation, biological process: protein catabolic process; mitochondrion organization; chaperone-mediated protein complex assembly.
AUGCUACGUUCAAAAAGCUGUUUAAGACCACUUUUAAGUGUGAAUCAACGGAUAACAUUUAACAAAACCACUAAAUUAUCACUUAGAUAUGCUUCAAAAGUUUCUUAUAAUGAUAUCGUCAAGGAUUCCCAUUUCAUGUCCAAAAUUAAUCCAUUAUCUGUGAGAGUGAAUUCUCAAGCCCCAGAUAUGGAAUCUAUUAAUGAAUUAUUAAAUGAACAAUUGAUUUUAAAAGAAGAUGACAAAUCCAAAUCAAAUGAAACAAAUGAAGAACAAGAUAAAUCUGAUAAAGAACAACCAUCUAAGAAAGAUGAAAAACCUGAAAGAAAGAAGAAGAAAAGAGAAACUCCAACUUCAAAACAAGAAAAUAAUAAUAACAUUUCAGAAAAAUCUAAUGAAUCAAGUGCAACUAGUGCUGCUGGUGGUUCAAGUUCUUCUUCAUCAGGUAAUGAUGGUGAAAAUCCAGAUGGAAGUGAUGAUGGUAAUGCUAAACGUAAAACAAUUAAAGUAGAAUAUAGUCCAGAAAUUUAUCCACAAGUUCUUGCAGUUCCAAUUACUCAACGUCCAUUAUUCCCAGGUUUAUAUAAAGCUGUUAGAAUUAAUGACCCACAAGUUAUCAAAGCUGUUAAUAGAUUAGUUGAUGAAAAUAAACCAUAUAUUGGUGUGUUUGCAUUUAAGAAAGAAGAUGCUGAUAGUGAUUUAAUUAAUAAUAAAGAUGAAAUUUUCUCCACGGGUGUUUUUGCACAAAUUACAUCAUGUCAUAUGGUUAAAGAUACUUAUGGUAAUGAUGGUAUGACAAUUGUUGUUUAUCCUCAUUCAAGAAUUUCAGUUGAUGAAGUUAUUCCAAAACAAGCAUUAGGUGAAGUUAUAACUGAUGAAACUUUAGAUAAAGAAAAAUUAGAAAAAGAAGUUGAACAAGAAUUAAUUGAUGAAGGUAAAUCAUUAGAAACUCAAGAAGUUCAAAGUGAAAAAGAAGAAAGAUUAAUUAAAAAAAUUGAUGAAGAAUCUGAAUAUAAUCCAGUUGAAUUUUUACAAGAAUAUGAAGUUUCAAGAGUUAAUGUUUCAUUAUUAAAAUCUGAACCUUUUGAUAAAAAUUCAGCUGUUGUUAAUGCAUUAUCAAGUGAAAUCUUAAGAGUUUUCAAAGAUGCUGCCCAAUAUAAUCAUCAUAUUAAAGAACAAUUAACUGUCUUUAGUGAUCGUGAUGGUGGUUCAGUUUAUGACAAUGCAGGUGAAUUAGCAGAUUUUGCAGCUUCAUUAUGUGUUGGUAAAGUUGAUGAAAUUCAAGAAGUUUUGGAUGAAUUAAAUAUUGAAAAAAGAUUAGAAAAAGCUUUAACAUUAUUGAAAAGAGAAGUUUUACAAGUUCAAUUAUAUGAUAAAAUUGUUAAAGAUGUUGAAGCAAAAAUCACUAAAAAGCAACAAGAAUAUGUCUUGAUGGAAAAAUUAAAACAAAUCAAGAAAGAAUUAGGUAUGGAUGAUGGACGUCAAAAAGUUAUUGAUACCAUAACUGAAAGAAUGAAAGAUUAUGUAAUUCCAGAAAGUGUUCAAAAAAUUAUUGAUGAUGAAAUGACAAAAUUACAAACUUUAGAACCUCAUAUGUCAGAAUUUGGUGUUACAAGAAAUUAUUUAGAUUGGAUUUCUCAUGUUCCAUUUGGUAAUUAUACACCAGAAACUUUUAAUAUUUCAGAUGCUAAAAGAAUUUUGGAAGAAGAUCAUUAUGGUUUAAAAGAUGUUAAAGAUCGUAUUUUAGAAUUUAUUGCAAUUGCCAAAUUAUUAGGUACUGUUAAAGGUAAAAUUAUUUGUUUUGUUGGUCCUCCAGGUGUUGGUAAAACUUCAAUUGGUAAAUCUAUUGCAAGAGCAUUGAAUAGAAAUUUUUUCAGAAUUUCUGUUGGUGGGUUAACUGAUGUUUCAGAAAUUAAAGGUCAUAGAAGAACUUAUGUUGGUGCAAUGCCAGGUCGUAUUAUUCAAGCUUUAAAGAAAACUCAUACAAUGAAUCCAAUGAUUUUAAUUGAUGAAAUUGAUAAGAUUGGUAAUCAUUCCGGGUUUAAUGGUGAUCCAUCAGCUGCAUUAUUAGAAUUAUUAGAUCCUGAACAAAAUAAUGAAUUUUUGGAUCAAUAUAUGGAUUUCCCAAUUGAUUUAUCCAAGGCAUUAUUUGUUUGUACAGCAAAUACUUUAGAUACUAUACCAAGACCUUUAUUAGAUCGUAUGGAAGUUAUUGAAAUUCCAGGUUAUGUUUCUGAAGAAAAAGUUGAAAUUGCUAAGAAUUAUUUAAUUCCUCAAGCAAAGAAUGAAUCAGGUCUUGGUGAUGCAAAUGUUACAAUUGCAGAUGAAACUGUUGAUAAUAUUGUUAGACAAUAUGCUAAGGAAAAUGGUGUUAGAAGAUUAAAACAAUUGGUUGAAAAAGUUUAUAGAAAAGCUGCUUUUAAAGCAGUUACAGAUUUUGUUGAAAAAACUGAAGGUGGUAAUAAAACUCCAGAAGAAGAAAUUAAACCAAAUAUCGAUCAUCGUGAACCAAAAUCUGAUAGAGAAGCUGUUAAAAAGGAAGAUAUUCCUGUGGAAACUGUUGAAUUACCAAAAGAUUUUGCAUUAGAAAUUACACCAACUACAUUAAAAGAUUAUAUUGGACCACCAAUUUAUACAAGUGAUCGUUUAUAUGAAACUACACCACCAGGUGUUAUUAUGGGUUUAGCAUGGACAUCAAUUGGAGGUACUUCAUUAUAUGUUGAAAGUUCAAGUGAACCAAGUGAAAAAGGUGGUGAAUUAAAAGUUACCGGUCAAUUAGGUGAUGUUAUGAAAGAAAGUUCAAAUGUUUCAUUUGCAGUUGCUAAAAAAUAUGUUAAAAAUGAAUUUUUCAAAAAUCAUAAUAUUUAUGUUCAUUGUCCAGAAGGUGCUAUACCAAAAGAUGGUCCAUCAGCAGGUAUUACUAUGACUACUGCAUUAAUUUCAUUAGCAUUAAAUAAACCAUUACCUGCAAUUGCCAUGACUGGUGAAAUUACAUUAACAGGUAAAGUAUUAAGAAUUGGAGGAUUAAAAGAAAAAUUAAUUGCAGCACAAAGAAAUGGUAUAUCAAGAGUUUAUUUACCAAAAAAUAAUGAAAAUGAUUUUGAAGAUUUAGAUGAAAAACUGAAGAAGGAUUUUAAUCCAUUAUUUGUUGAUAAUUAUUCACAAAUAUUUGAAGAUUUAUUUAAAGAUGUCCCAAAUGAAGCACCAGUUAAAGCUGAUAAAUGA